Messenger RNA from Eutrema salsugineum, 2515 nucleotides. RefSeq lists its product as uncharacterized. The record is from RefSeq and is a predicted model, not a curated record. The transcript is spliced from 10 exons. Lineage: Eukaryota; Viridiplantae; Streptophyta; Magnoliopsida; Brassicales; Brassicaceae. Bases 512 to 2353 code for a protein of 613 amino acids.
UCACUUUUAUCUAUUUUGACUACCUAUGUAAAUCUAUAGCUCUCUUUUAUUUUUUGCCGAUUUGGUUGGAAAUUUGACGACUCGUGGGGUCUUGUACACACUGGUGACUGGCUUUUUGACACGAUUCGACUCUCUUCUUCUUCUCGCUGCCAUUUCCGUGAAACCUGAGUCAUAGCCAACUUUUCUUCUUCAAUUGAAACCCACCAAGCUUCUUUUGUCCCUUUUAAUGUUAAAAGCUUCCUCCUUUAUUGCUAAAAGAGAGAAGAUUCGCAAGUUUAUAGUUUCCGUUGGCGUCUUACAGGUGGAGAAGAUUCACCUGGCUUUUCCACAAAAGUCCCCAACUUUUUAGGCUACUGUGCUUAAAAGCUCAAGUUUUUUUAUGGGUUUUGCUAAGCCUUGCGGUUUCUGCUUCGAUCUCUUGAAUCGUUUCCUGUCACCUUCUUGUGUUCUCUAACUCUUGGGAACUGCUAAGGAGAAAAAAUCAGCUCCUUUGUGGUAAUAUUUUAGACAAAUGGGAUUUGGAGUUGGUGGUGGAAGUGGAAGUGGAGGUAGUAGAAUGUUGGAUUUGAGGAUGGUCCAAAGCCACAAGCGUUCAAAAAGUGCCAGCUUUCCAGAAAAGAAAAGAUCUGAGGGAGUUGAACCCUCGAAUAUUUGUCUUGAAGCCUCUCAACGCAUCAAGCUGGACAUGGGUCGUUCAAAGGAAUCGACCAGAACCAAGCAUAAUCAAUACCAUUCAAACACCGAAACUUCAUUGAAGCAAGAGAUUGAUCAGCUCCAGACGAGAUUACAAAAUCAGUUUAAGGUUCGUUGUGCGUUAGAGAAGGCGUUAGGUUAUCAAACAGCUACUUCGUACAUACUGAGUGAAACAAACGACAUUCCCAUGCCCGAGCCAGCUACUGAUUUGAUCAAAGACAUUGCGCUUCUGGAGAUGGAAGUUAUACAUUUAGAGCAGUAUCUUCUUUCGUUAUAUCGAAAAGCCUUUGAGCAGCAAAUCUCUCCAAAUUCAGAGAAGAAGAAGGCUGAGUCUCCAUGUGUAACAACCCCUAGAAGGCGUCUAGACUUUUCUCAAGAUGAUGAUACCACACCGAUAAGUGAUCCUCUGCUUGAUGAUAUUCAAAAUCAGUCAAAGAAAGCAGAGAUCUCUGCGGGUGGCCGAGACCAAAUGGUCCCCAGUUUUCACCGUAGCCACUCCCAGCGUUCAGCAUUUGAGAGUAAAAAUGCAUCUCCUGAAGAUUCUUGGAGUAAAGCCAUCCGCUCUUGCCACUCCCAACCGAUGUAUGUGGAGAAUGGAGAAAAUCUAAUAAGUCUAGCCGAACAUCUUGGCACCAGAAUCUCGGAUCAUGUUCCAGAGACACCCAACAAGUUGUCUGAAGGAAUGGUCAAGUGUAUGUCAGAAAUAUACUGCAAGCUUGCAGAGCCGCCUUGUGUACUGAAUCACACACUUUCCUCUCCAAACUCGUCUCUAUCAUCGAGUGCAUUUUCGCCCUCUGACCAAUACGAUACAUCAAGCCCUGGUUUGGGGAACAACUCCUCUUUCGAUGUACGUUUAGAUAACUCUUUCCAUGUACAAGGAGAGAAGGACUUCAGUGGACCUUACAGCACCAUGGUUGAAGUGAUUUGCAUUUACAGAGACGCCAAGAAAGCCACUGAGGUCGAAGAUCUUCUGCAAAACUUCAAGUCGCUCAUCAGUAGAUUGGAGGAAGUCGAUCCAAGGAAGCUGAAACAUGAGGAGAAGCUGGCGUUCUGGAUAAAUGUGCACAAUGCGCUUGUGAUGCAUGCAUUUUUAGCUUAUGGGAUUCCACAGAACAAUGUGAAGCGAGUCCUACUGCUACUCAAGGCUGCAUAUAACGUUGGUGGACACACAGUUAGCGCCGAAGCUAUACAAAGCUCAAUUCUUGGAUGCAAAAUGUCUCAUCCUGGACCGUGGCUUAGACUGCUAUUUGCAUCAAAGAAAUUCAAAGCAGGAGAUGAAAGAUUAGCUUACGCGAUCGAUCAUCCCGAACCUCGGCUACAUUUUGCACUUACUUCAGGCAGCCACUCUGAUCCAGCGGUUCGUGUAUAUACACCGAAAAGAAUCCAGCAAGAGCUCGACACGUCGAAAGAAGACUACAUAAGAAUGAACUUAAGCUUACGCAAUCACAAAGUCCAACUGCCAAAGCUCGUGGAGACGUUUGCAAAAGAGUCCGGUUUAUGUCCGGCCGGAUUGACGGAGAUGGUUAACCGGAGUAUACCGGAAUCUUCAAGAAAAUGUCUAAAGAGAUGUCAAUCAAGAAGUAAAUCACGCAAGCCCAUUGAUUGGAUCCCUCACAGCUUUACAUUCAGAUAUCUUAUUCUUAGAGAAGCUGCCAAAUGAAAUUAUUCCAAAAAUUCAUAUAACGUGGCCUGUGUGUAUAUAACAUAUAUAUUCAUAAAAAAAUCGGUUGUCUCUGUCCCCACUUUCUGUUUAUAAUAAUGUUGAUUUCGUCUAGAUAAUUGGAUCUUGUCUGUUUCACAGUUACUUGUCCCCUUGUACAUG